Molecule: messenger RNA, 270 nt
Organism: Perkinsus marinus ATCC 50983
Lineage: Eukaryota; Perkinsozoa; Perkinsida; Perkinsidae
Exons: 1
Source: RefSeq, a predicted model, not a curated record
GCAAGGCUGUUCUGACGAGGACGAAAGUGAUGAGGACGGUUCCAGUAGCGGAGUGGAGCAACCCAAAAAAGCACCUCUGAAGCUACUGCGGUCCGUUUCGAGCCGCUGGCUUUCUCAAGGCCUGGCUAUCAGCCGGGUUGUCCGCAUCUAUGUUCCCAUAGUUAAAGCGUUGAGCAGUCUCGAGGACGAGGGUGACUUCGCCUGCGGUGGAUUCAAGAACUUCAUGUUGAAGAUAGUGAACAUUACAUGCAUGGAGCUCAGGCGCUGGAC